Suricata suricatta (meerkat) is the source of this 3594-nucleotide messenger RNA. RefSeq names its product gamma-aminobutyric acid type A receptor alpha3 subunit (gene GABRA3). NCBI's taxonomy places the organism in Eukaryota, Metazoa, Chordata, Mammalia, Carnivora, Herpestidae. The coding region runs from base 205 to 1683 and encodes 492 amino acids. Gene Ontology annotation, molecular function: transmitter-gated monoatomic ion channel activity involved in regulation of postsynaptic membrane potential; GABA-gated chloride ion channel activity; inhibitory extracellular ligand-gated monoatomic ion channel activity. The transcript is spliced from 10 exons. Gene Ontology annotation, biological process: signal transduction; gamma-aminobutyric acid signaling pathway; regulation of postsynaptic membrane potential. The record is from RefSeq and is a predicted model, not a curated record. Gene Ontology annotation, cellular component: neuron projection; postsynapse; GABA-A receptor complex.
GGGAGAGCGUGAGCGCGCGCAAGCUAGCGAGCAAACCAGAGAGACGAGAGAGGGACCAGGAGAAAGACCCAGAGAGAGAGAAGAGGAAACCGAGAUCAGUGAGGACUCAGCCUCCAACUUGUUUCAAUUCAUUCAUCCAUCUCUUCUCUCUGCUUCGGGGAAGUGAUUGUGGCGCUCGGUCUCUCCAAAUUGGUACCUAAAAAGAUGAUAGUCACACAAAGGAGUCACUUCUACACAGCCAGCCUUGGGAUUCUUUUCCUGAUUAAUAUUUUUCCUGGAACAACUGGCCAAGGAGAAUCAAGACGACAAGAACCUGGGGACUUUGUGAAGCAGGAUAUUGGCGGACUCUCUCCUAAGCAUGCCCCAGAUAUUCCUGAUGACAGCACUGACAACAUUACUAUAUUUACCAGAAUCUUAGAUCGUCUUCUAGAUGGCUAUGACAACCGGCUGCGACCUGGGCUCGGAGAUGCAGUGACUGAAGUGAAGACUGACAUCUAUGUGACCAGUUUUGGCCCUGUAUCCGACACUGACAUGGAAUACACCAUUGAUGUAUUUUUUCGACAGACAUGGCACGAUGAAAGACUUAAAUUUGAUGGACCCAUGAAGAUCCUUCCACUGAACAAUCUCCUGGCUAGCAAGAUCUGGACCCCUGACACCUUCUUUCAUAAUGGCAAGAAAUCAGUAGCCCAUAACAUGACCACACCUAACAAGCUGCUCAGACUGGUGGACAAUGGAACCCUACUCUAUACAAUGAGGUUAACAAUCCAUGCUGAGUGCCCCAUGCAUUUGGAAGAUUUUCCUAUGGACGUACAUGCCUGCCCACUCAAGUUUGGAAGCUAUGCCUAUACAACAGCUGAAGUGGUUUAUUCUUGGACUCUUGGGAAGAACAAAUCUGUGGAAGUAGCACAGGAUGGCUCCCGCCUGAAUCAGUAUGACCUGCUGGGUCAUGUUGUUGGGACAGAGAUAAUCCGGUCUAGUACAGGAGAAUAUGUCGUCAUGACAACCCACUUCCAUCUCAAGCGAAAAAUUGGCUACUUUGUGAUCCAGACCUACUUGCCAUGUAUCAUGACUGUCAUUCUGUCACAAGUGUCUUUCUGGCUCAACAGAGAGUCUGUCCCUGCCCGCACGGUCUUUGGUGUCACUACUGUUCUCACCAUGACCACCUUGAGUAUCAGUGCCAGAAACUCCUUACCUAAAGUGGCAUACGCGACGGCCAUGGAUUGGUUCAUAGCCGUCUGUUAUGCCUUUGUAUUUUCUGCGCUGAUUGAAUUUGCCACUGUUAACUACUUCACCAAGCGGAGCUGGGCUUGGGAAGGCAAGAAGGUGCCAGAGGCCCUGGAGAUGAAGAAGAAAACACCAGCAGCCCCAACAAAGAAAACCAGCACCACCUUCAACAUCGUGGGAACCACCUAUCCCAUCAACCUGGCUAAGGACACUGAGUUCUCCACCAUCUCCAAGGGCGCUGCUCCCAGUGCCUCCUCAACCCCGACAAUUAUUGCUUCACCCAAGACCACCUACGUGCAGGACAUCCCAACUGAGACCAAGACCUACAACAGUGUCAGCAAGGUUGACAAAAUUUCCCGCAUCAUCUUUCCUGUGCUCUUUGCCAUUUUUAAUCUAGUCUAUUGGGCCACCUAUGUCAACCGGGAGUCAGCUAUCAAGGGCAUGAUCCGCAAACAAUAGAUAGUGGUGAUGCAGCAACCAGAGCACUGUAUACCCUAGGAAGCAUCCAAACACCCAAACCCCAGGGCUCCCCUUUCUGUGUUUCGGGAUUCUUUUUAACUCUCUACCAAGCUGUGACUCUCAAUUCAUAUUAAUGAAUCUCAAUGAAAAAAAAUAAUAACAGAUAAAUUAUUUGUCCCUUUGACAUUGCUGAGUAUACCCCCAUCAGAGCCAAACACUGCCAUUUGUUCAGUUGCUCAUCUUAGUCUGCCAGUCUCCCCCAGAUGAGGGUACUGCAUGUAUUUUAUUGCACUCUGCCCACUGCAAAAAGGAGACUCUAUUACCUGUAGUGGCAGCCUUGGCUAUUUAAGUGGUCCAGACAAAAGAUUGUUGACUGGUCCAGAUCAGAUGAUCUGACUCCUGAGGGAGCCAGGCUAUCCUUGUGGUCCUAGCCUGCCAUCUCCCCUGCCUACACCAGGGCCCACUAGGCAAAAGUACUGAUAGCAAAGGCAGGAGGAGCCAGUGCUAACCUCUAAACAUGGCUCCAUCCUUUUUUAUUGGCUUGGAGGUUAGUGGGGACAGUUGAGGCUUACCACUGUUAAUGAUAGUUAGGCAAAACAGAAUCAACUAGGCCAGCCUGACCUAAAGAUGUCUGAUGCCCUGCCAAGUUAAGCCCUUCAGGAAAAUAAUACCCUCUUUGGUAUAUCUCUCUUUUAGGGAAGCUCCCUUAAGUCCUUUAACCCUCCCCCACCCCUUUGUAGCCAGCUGGACACUGCUUAGUUUGGACUCAUUACUGCCUGAAAACUCUUCAGGAAAAGGAUCAAGUAUUUUUGUAAUUUAUACUAAAAAGGGACAAACAGAAACAAAAAGAUCUAGAUCAAAUGCCUAUAUAAUAUUUUUUUUAGAGAGGAAAGUCACCUCCCUGCCAAAGCAACUAGUCAAGAGAUUUGAUCUGAGUGGUAGACGUUUCAAGUCUGGCUCAAAGGAGAGAGCCACUGGCAGGUGAAAGUCAAAUUCCUCCUUCCAUGCCCUCCACACCCCAAAUGCUAGCACAGGCCUAAGAACUUUACUCUAACUUUGUCAGGAAACUCUGGUUCUCUGUUGAUGCCAAUUCUUAGAGGGGUGAAUUGAACUCUAGUUGGUUUUUGAGUCAAGUAAAUUAUUAUUAUCAGGUUGAUAAUAUAUUAUUUAGGGGCCAUUUGAUCUCAUUUGUUCUUAAAGUUUUUAUAAGGUAAAUACACGGAGUCUCAGAUGUUUAAAGGACUUGCCUAGGCUCCUCACUCCUGUCUGUAAUAGGGAACUAUCAUGAGUCCUGUUCCAAAGGCCAAAAUGAGGACAGGACUGAGAAGCCAGGUCCACUUGACCUCUGAAUCAGCUCAAUGUCAACAGUCCCACUGAGUCCUGAAUGCAGUUUGAUUGGACACCAAAAAGAUUUGUAAAGAAGUCACAAUGUGUCAUCCAAGGAAACCACUUCCAAUGGUCACAGCUCAAUGGAAUGACAUUGUUUAAUAUGGUAGCCCCAGCCGCUAGUCCAGAAUAUCCUAGAAGCCCAAAGUAAAGCCAGAAAUGGCACUAAAAGCAGACUCUCCUUGCCCACUCCCUAAACAAAGCUCCUAAGGGGUUUAUCAUUAGCCGUUGGUUGCCUUUGCACCCAUCUUUCCCCCAUCCCCUGCUUCCUUGCCAUUGCUGGGAUACUGCAUGCUUGUCCCAUUAUUCCUAACAGUGUGUCUGUAAGCAAAUUCAUGACUAGAAGGGUGUAGUGUUGUGGAUAUAUGGGGACAGCGGGGUGGGGGGUGGGGUGGGUAGGGCUGUUAAUGAUCGUCUUAAGGAGUUUAGAGUGAAAGCCUGACCUUUUCCUUUCUGUAGAAAUUGUGUUCCCAAAUGCUUUGGUGCAAUGUUUAGUGGCUGUUUAUUAAACUUCUGAAUUGUAUU